AAAUAUAAUAGUACUCAUUCAUCUGCUACAUAGCACGUUAACUGCAAUAAAAAUUUAUUUGUAAAUAAUUUGAAAACUAAAAUUAUUAAGUAUCUUUUGAAUAUGUUGAAUAAGAAGCGACAAAAGGCAGGAUGUACUUGCUGUUCUGAUGUAUCCCCACAAAACAAAUCGAACAGCAAUUCACGUACCCCGCAAACAGUUAUGCAUAACGACAAUGAUCCGUGCUCACAUGAAAAAUGUCGAAUCUUUGGGGUUCAUGAUGAUCCCUACGUUCGGCCCUUUGAUCCUAAGGAAUGCAAAGCCAAUCGUCGAUCGUUCGUUGAUAAAUCUUUGGGAUUUCCACUUGGUAUUGUGACUGGGACAGUUGCUUCUAAAGCUGGCAUGCCAAAUUUUGAAUCAAUACGAUAUGCAAGUAAUCUAAAGGCUUUUGCAGCAACUUAUUAUACGAAGCGAACCGAAUGGAAUCCAGACUUGAUCGAUCUGCUAAUCACCGAAGGCCAAAUAUUAUUUAGUGAUUCAGAGACAAUGGAUUCUCCCAAUGCAAAUGUAUAUCCGGAGGUUUAUGAUGAUUACGAACAGGCUGUAACCCGUCAUUUCAAGUUUAACGACAUUGAAUUUGCUAUAGAGUUAGAUGCUCCCUUUGAACUUUACGGUGUUCAAAAUCUCAUCGGACGUUUACGACGUAUUAUGAAUGCUUACUUUAAGAGACGUAAGACUGCAAUAUUUUGGACUCCAAAUUGGUAUUUACUGAUAUGGAAAGACGCCGGUGUUUGGAUGGUACUCGACUUAAAUGGACGUGAUAAGGAUACACUAAAAUCAAAUCAUGAUGGCGGUUACCCAACGUUAUUAGCGAUGCGAUCCUUAGACAAUGUCAUUCAUUUGAUCAAGGAGGAGAGCAAUCUUGAGAAUUCCGAUCCAUUUACUCUGCGUGAUGUAUUAGUCGUGAGGUUGGUAACACCAGGACCAAAGGGUCGUAGUCAGGAACGCGACUUCGGACCCCGAAUGAGCGAAUUUGAUGUAAUUGCUUCCGACUAUGCGUAUCUCAAGUCCAAUCUACACUUGACACUCAAUCCAAAGGAUGCACUCCGAAAUCGUAGUGCUUUACCAGUUGCAGUGGCAACAGCAUUGGCAUCCAAAAUCGAUCAUCCGGCUACUUGGGAUGCAAAGACAUACGACAAGGUUAUUUGCUAUGGCGUCAAUAUGUGUAAAAAUUGUUGGGAGCCAUGUACGGAUAUUAAUCAGCCAAUGGAUUUAGAUACAUUUCCUCGGCAAAUUCGUCUAGGUCAAUUCGUAGCUGAGGUCCUUCUUACCCCCAAUGCUUAUGAGGGUUGGUGGAAAUGUGUACCGAUGUACAAGUUUAAUGAUUUCCAUUUAAUACUUGAGAAAGCGCUUGCGGAUAAUGAUUAUGUAAUCUUUCAGAUUAACAAUCAAAUGUAUUCGAUUUGGAAAAAAGGAGAGUUCAUAUAUUUAAUGGAUCCCUAUCGACAUAACAUUGUAGGCCGCAUUCUUGAGGAGGGUGAAGAUCCAAAAAGUGCCUCGGUGCGUAUGUUUGGAAAUAUGGAUAGAUUUCUUAGCGUAUUCCAUCAGAUUCUGCUGGAAUCGAAUCGUUCAGCAAUAUUUCACAUUCAUACGCUAAGAAUCCGCAAUAUCACCGAAUGUCCAACUGGUACAGCGCCAAUGUUGUUGCCACCCGAUCAGGACGUCGAAGUUGCCUCACUUAAUGAGAACAUACGCUUCGAUGAGAACUAUGACAAGUGUCUGGAAGAACUUGGCGCAAUUAGUGACUAUGAAGAGGACUUGGCUUCCGAUAUUGAGCCGAUUGAAGAGGUUAGCUCGUCUGAAGAAAUGGUCGAAGAGGAAGAAGGCGGCGAGGCACAACUUGGUGAAGGCGGCGAAGAGGACGAUGUUGAAGAUUAAACAAUAUAAAUUGUAGAAUUUCAAUUUUGGAUAAUAAUACAACUAUUUUAAGUCUAUUAAUAC
This is a messenger RNA of Drosophila albomicans, 1980 nucleotides long. RefSeq lists its product as uncharacterized. The coding region runs from base 103 to 1917 and encodes 604 amino acids. The transcript has 2 exons. The record is from RefSeq and is a predicted model, not a curated record. NCBI's taxonomy places the organism in Eukaryota, Metazoa, Arthropoda, Insecta, Diptera, Drosophilidae.